Cuculus canorus (common cuckoo) is the source of this 6856-nucleotide messenger RNA. RefSeq names its product hepatocyte nuclear factor 4-beta. The coding region runs from base 4741 to 6114 and encodes 457 amino acids. The record is from RefSeq and is a predicted model, not a curated record. Gene Ontology annotation, molecular function: zinc ion binding; nuclear receptor activity; RNA polymerase II cis-regulatory region sequence-specific DNA binding. Gene Ontology annotation, biological process: positive regulation of transcription by RNA polymerase II; cell differentiation; anatomical structure development. Gene Ontology annotation, cellular component: nucleus. NCBI's taxonomy places the organism in Eukaryota, Metazoa, Chordata, Aves, Cuculiformes, Cuculidae. The transcript is spliced from 13 exons.
ACAUUGCAAAAAGUCCGGCCUGUGAGACAUUAAAAUGAGUUCACUGAAACAAGUUAAAUGUUAAUUUUGGUGAGUGAGCUGGAGUUCCACAAGCUUUCAUAUGCUGAUGGUAUCAGAUGUGAUCUAUUCUGAAAUUCUUCUCUUUACAGACAAAGUAUGUUCACCCAAAUUUUUUGGGUUUUCUACCUGGGACAUAAUUUUCCGCUUAGUUAUAGAAGGUAAAAUAAAGCUGAUUAAGACUUUUGAAAACUCAGCCACAUACGCUGAGCAGAAAGAAAAUUGCCAAGGUUCUCAAAUUAAGAGUCAGAAGCUGGUAUCAUAACUGAUGUUUGCAAACAAAAAUAGGAACCAAAAUGUUUUGAGUUUGUCCUUUCAGAACUUUCAAUUUUGUUCUUUACUAAAUAUUUUAAUUUCACUCCCUUCUUCCUCGAUGUUCAAAAUUCAGUUACAAAUGAGAAGUCAUUUUGAAAUCAACAUGUAUUCUUUUUUCCCAAAAUAGUAUUUAAUGAAGUUUGUUCCUUCUUUUUUUUCAUAAAUAUUUCAAGUUGAUCAGCUGACCUCUUUCAAGAAACAAAAAGUCCUCUGAAAUAUCCCCAAGGAAUAUUCACUGACAGAGGUAUUUGUUGAUGUGAGGAAAAAUAUGCUGUUUUAAAAAUAUUGCAGGCAUUUCUUCUCUCUGAGAACCUAACUCUUGUUUAUGGAAAACAAAGAAGAGAAAUUCAAAUUGGUGCAUGCAGGCACCAGGUAUUCACUAUAAAGCCAUAUUUGCCAGUGAGGAACAGGUUUGUAAAGGGCAUCACACUCCAGGAGACCCCAUGGAGAUCGGGAAAUGAAGUUUUAUUCAGAUUUUACUCAAGAGUCCAAAAGAGGGGAUUUAUUUCUAAAACACCAGUGACUAAAACACUAGUGGCUGUAGCCAAGAAUGAAAGCUGCAUGAACUCAGAAAAAACAAGCCAUCAGGUUGAGCUUUUUUCAUCAGAAGAAUGUAAAACCUCUUUAGAUUGAUUCCCCAAUUCCACUUCAGGUUUCAUCUAUGCUAAACAGUGACAUCAGUGAAAUAACUGAGAAUUUAAUGAAUUAACCAUUCUGAAGUCACUGCUGGCAAAAAGGUCUUUGUGUGAUUGGUGUUGGACAAUUUGUGAAGACCAGAAUCUGUCAUUCAAACCUGGUAGAAAAAGGUUUUUUGGUGUUUGGUUUUAUUUUUUUUGGUUUUGUUUUAUUGGUUUUUUUAAAAAAAAAUCAUUCUAAAGAGAAUUUUCCAGAAUAGAGAUUGAAGCUUGCUUAGGUUCCUGUUUUCCCCCAAGGGUUAUUAUUGAAGACUGAAUCUAAAUGAUCUAAAAGCAAAAUGAGUAAAUUUUAAAAUAAUAUUUUUGGCAGAAGUAAAGUGAAAUCAAGAAAGGAGAAAAGAGGUUAAAGUCCUGAUCUUUUGCUUUUCUCCAUCCUCUUGUGUGACAGGUGAUGUUAUUCUUGUCUAUUAAGUGACUGUCCAUCUUUUCAUGUCCAUCAUGGGGGCUUGAAGAAGACUGUACAGUCAACACCACCCCUGCUGGAGACACUGUCAAGUCACUACAGAGAAAAGCCAAUGUCCUUACUUGGAUUUUGUUCCCCACCUCAGGGUGUGGCUCAUGACUACUCCAGAAAUCUGGAAUGUCCUGAACAACCCCAGAUUUGGUGGGUUUGGAAUCUAAAGGGUCUCUGUCAUACCUGGAAUUCUUUGAGGCACAGCUACUGAAGGAUGGGUUUUCAGCAGGGGGUGAAACAAACAUUAAUGCCAAACUACCACCAAGCCAAAUCCAAGAUGCAUUGAGGGUGUCGGUUAACUGUUUUUGAGGGAAGCACAUUGUUUCUUGGUCUGUAGACAUUAGCUUUAACUGGAGUACUAUUAGCUGGGAGUGGAGGAGCCUUCUGGAGACUGUAGAGAAAGAAGGGUGUAAAACUGGAUCCAGAUCUCAUUUCUCCUUCCUUGUUCACAUACCUCUGUCACAGCACUGGAAGAAAUAAAUUGUUCACCUUCGAUGUCACCAAUGUGGUGAUUGCCUCCGUUGGCUUUCCACCUGUUCAGAGAGUGGAUGAGGCUGGAACCGAUGGUGGCUCCUAUGGCUGGAGCCCAGCACCACAGGAUGCCGAAUGUUAGCCUUAAACGUCAUCAGCAUCAUCCAUGAUGAAUCCCAUGACCUUCAGUAUGGGCUGCUGUGCAAUCGACACUCCUGACAGGGACCUGCACGACUGCUUUCUGCACAUACACUAUAUCCAGCCUUGCUGAGUCAAAAAAAGGAAUAAAUGGAGAACAUCUUAAAAAGAGGCUUGUGUCCAUAUGGAGGAGGAUUGAUGUCAAUUUGCAAACUGAGAAGACUGUGUUAUACCAGUCAGUUUUGUCUUUGGUUAUGUGCACACCUCAGAUGCCUGUGCAGUGUUGCCUUGAUCCGUGAAGGAUUUGAGAUUUCUCCUGUCCCCAAAGUGCCUCUUGCGUGCUCGUCAUAUAUUUCACCAGAGACUGACUAAGGCUGAUAGACAUCCUGUGGACACCCUGGUUGAUGCCAGUGAGAAGAGUAAAGAGGCUGCAGGCUUGCUGUUCUUCGAGGUGAUGCCAAAGAUCUGACAGCAAAAUACAAGCACUCUUCUACCCGUCACUAGCCUGUUUCCCUCAUCAAAGGAUGAAAAAAAUGUCCAAGCACAUCCUCACCGCAGAGCUGUCUUUGGAAAUAAGCCUUAAGCCUCACUUUGGACUGAGAAAUUGAGAAUGUUGAGGGUUCUCUAAAGCCAAUGCCUGUUGAUAUAAAGGCAAAGCGCCAACUGCCUUCUCUCCCAAAAGCAUGGUGAAUACCAAUAUGACUGUUUUAGCAGUGAGAAACCUGUACAACCCCUCUCUGGACCUACAGGAACCUGAGAUAGUCUUAGCUGUGAUAGUAGCAGAGUGCUGACAAACAGGCAGGAUUGUGCCAAUAGAUCAGUUCAAAAAAAAAUGUGCCAGAUUAAUAGGCAUAAUCAAAACUGACAUUGAGUAAGAGGCAAGAACGACUAAUCAGAUGCUAACUUAGCUGAUGCUGGCACUACUGAAAGCCUGGGGGCAUAGUCCAAGGAUGAAAACAUAACAUCUUAUCUAACCAAGGCGUCACUAGUUACAACGUGUUCUUAAAAAAGGAAAGAAGGAAAAAAAAAAUAUCUAUGGCACGUAAAAUUAUUUUAUGUCCCAGAAAUGAUAAGAAAAUAAAGGUAAGUCUUCUUGCAACCAGUCUUUAUAGGGGAGAGGCUUAUGUAGCGUUAACGCACUGUAUUGUCCACUCUAAGCCUCUAGGAUAUGGAAAAAUCAGUUUUAAAAGAAGGUAAAUGGGGUUGGAAUCAAAAUGGGUAUACUUGAGACAAUUCAAAACUCAGUUUUGGUGUAUUUCUUGCUAUUUGGAGUUUGCUAGGAUACAUGGGACCGCCCUUCUCCUUGGAUCAGUAAGAGUUCAGGCAGUCUGGCAAUCAAUCCUCUUUUGGCCAAGGCUCCUUUUCUGGCAAGAUAUCUCCCUGUUUCUCAAGACUCUUCUUUUACUCCAGAUUCAACAGGAUGUAGAACUGGAUGUCACAGAACAGCUCGUGGAAAGGAAAGGCCCUCUCACACAAAACGUCACUGGAGGGGGAACUGUAAUGUCAGGGAAGUCAUCUGAAAGAUGAAACCAGGAAUAAACCAAGUGCUUUAAGUUGUAUCGGUUUGGUGAAAGUCAUGGGUGUGUUAUAUUUCCAGACUUUUGCAGUACAGCUCAUGAGUGUUAACAGGGGAAAACUUCUGUGCAAAAUUCGGUAAAUUAAAAAACCACCACAGUCCUGUGGGGAAUAACAGGAAUUGUGUUUCCAUAAUAUGGGCCUUUCCCAGAAAAGACAGGCAUGGGUCAGCGUGAAAUGCAACACCACAAAUCUGCAAGAGAGACUGUCUGGUUCCUUCCAGUCUUUUCCAUUUUCAUCAUUUGCUAUCACUUAAAAACUUCUGCCCUUAAAACUUGCAACCACAAUUGAGCUUUUCCACAAUGACAGCUUUGAACAUUGAGGCUGCCUGGAUUCAGGAGAGAGAAGAUGCAGGUGAAAGGGAUGGUGGGUGGUUGAUGGAAGAACUCCCCUCCCCUCUGUCUAUGGACCAGGGUGGAACCAUGUCUCAUUUUCCCCCUCCAGUAGUAAUUCAAGGUGUAAUCCAGUAUGCAACACUGUUAGUGUUUCAUGGAAACAUCUCAGAUUCUAAAUGCCGACCUGUCUUGACAGCCUUCAGCCCAUGAUGGCCCUGACUCAUUGUCUUCACUAAAUUUAAAUGACAUCAUUUGGUCUUCUCCCAAGGGUUGGUAGCUGAGCUAGGUGACAUUGGCCUGGUUGUUUUUUUGAUGUGACAACCGCUUUGCCCUGGAAGAGCAGCGCAUGUGUGCGAAUGCCUCUCUGCAGCCCUUCUCAAAAUGUUUGCACAGGAGCAGCCAUAAACCGGGCUGUGUUGACCCGAAAAUGUAAUCCAAGUCGUUUGAAUCUAGGCCUUAUCUACAUCAUAUCAUCAGGACCCAGAGAGCACAGAUGUACCCCGGGAUGGGAGGGGACUGUGUGCAUGAGAAGGAAUGGUUCCGUCCCUUCUGUCCUGGCACUGGGAGGGGACUGUGGGCAGAGCUGGGUAAUGAUUUGUCAUCGCAAGGGCUGGGGUGUCUCUCUCUGCAGAGGGAACCUUGGCCGUGAUUGACAGCAGGGCUGGUUUUUUGCUGCUUCCUUUGCCGUUGACGAGUAAUAAUGAAGCUUUGUCAGUCCAUCAUGGACAUGGAUAUGCCAGAUUAUGUUGACUCCUUGGACUCCUCUUACACCAUGCUGGAAUUUGACAACCUUCGGGUGCUCCCAAGUAACACCGAGGCCAUCACAGCUGAAUCAGCAAACCCCAACCUGCUCACCAAUGGCAUCAGCUCCCUCUGCUCCAUCUGCGGGGACCGGGCAACCGGCAAACACUAUGGAGCAUCCAGCUGCGACGGCUGCAAAGGCUUCUUCAGGAGGAGCGUCCGCAAGAACCAUGUCUAUUCCUGCAGGUUCAGCCGACAGUGUGUGAUAGACAAAGACAAGAGGAACCAGUGCAGGUACUGCAGGCUGAAGAAGUGUUUCAGAGCUGGCAUGAAGAAAGAAGCUGUGCAGAACGAGCGCGACAGGAUCAGCGUUCGGAGGAGCAGCUAUGAGGACAACGGCUCCCUCUCCAUCACUGUGCUCACUCAGGCCGAGGCCAUGGCACAGCAGUACUCAUCGCUGAGUCCCGUGCACAGCGCAGACAUUGCAAUGAAGAAGGUUGCAACCAUCAAUGAUGUGUGUGAAUCCAUGAAACAGCAGCUUCUAGUGCUGGUUGAAUGGGCAAAAUACAUCCCAGCAUUUUGUGAGCUCCCACUUGAUGACCAGGUUGCCUUGCUCAGAGCCCACGCAGGGGAACACCUGCUCCUUGGGGUAGCCAAGCGGUCCAUCCCAUACACUGAUUUUCUGCUAUUAGGGAAUGACUUCAUCAUCCCAAUGCACUGCCCAGAACUGGAAAUUGCUCGUGUGGCCACCAGAAUCUUGGACGAAUUGGUGAAGCCCUUGAGGGACAUCCAGAUCGAUGACAAUGAGUAUGCUUGCCUUAAAGCAAUCAUCUUCUUUGAUCCGGACUGCAAAGGCCUGAGUGAGCCCGGGAAGGUGAAGAACAUGCGCUUCCAGGUCCAAGUCAACCUAGAAGACUACAUCAACGAUCGCCAGUAUGACUGCCGAGGCCGGUUCAGUGACAUCCUCCUGCUGCUGCCCCCGCUGCAGAGCAUCACCUGGCAGAUGAUAGAGCAAGUCCAGUUUGUGAGGCUCUUUGGUGUGGCCAGGAUUGACAGCUUGCUGCAGGAGAUGCUGCUGGGAGGGGCUUCUGUUGAUCUCCAGUACCAGUCAGGACCUCCCAACCUUAACCUGGAACAGCUGCCAGGACACGUUCUCCCAAGCAACAUGAGCUCUGUGAUACACACUGCUCCAAACCCAUCUCCUGAGCCAUCCCUUCCAUCUCCUUCUACAAGCACAGGCAGUGAAGACUAUAAAUUAGGCUCUAGCGCAGGACCCAACGUCGUAGCACAGCUCUUGCCUCAGACAGUGAUACCCAAGCAGGAGAUUUUAUAGGGAGAGGUGUGGAGGAGAAGCUGGGAGCAAUGCGGAAACCGUGCUGAAAGUGAAACAGGCCCUUUCUCUUUGCAGAGGAAAAGCACAGCAAUCCCCUGGCUGUAGCCGGAUCUGUCCAUCACACUCUCUCCCGUCCGUGAAUCGAGCACCAGGUACCAGACUGCAGCAGGAGCCUCACCACACGUCUUCCCACCAUCAUCACCCUCAUUCCACACGAUUGAGGUUAAUGUCCUUUUUAGUGCAACUAAGACUGUAAGCUCUUUGGAGCAGGGAUUCUGAUUGCAUUUGCUGUCACCCAGCCUGCUGUGACCAGGACCCUUUUAAAGCCUUUGGCUGCUAUCUUCAUAAAACCAAAUGCCUUACACAGCUCCUGGUAAUGAGUAAAGUGCGUCUUGAAUUGUCAGUAUGAAAAGGUCUAUUCCCAUUAAAAAUUUAAUUACACUCCCAUUUCUCCUGCUGCAUGAUAAGCUCUAGGAUGAGUAUCUUCCUAACCCUUAGCAGGCCAACACUUUCUUAUUCCACACAGAUGUGUCUCAUUCUAUAUAGACCAGCUAACAUUUAAUGCUGGUCAGUUAUUAUUUGUAGUCAGGAAUGGCAACUGUUUGUUAUUUUCCAUAAUUACCACUAUAUGUAGAGUCCAGUUGUGAGUCAUUUGUGCACAUUUCUUGUGCGCGCACCUAACAGCCCCAAGAAGACAGCAAAGAUCUCUGCAUCAGACCAUGGCUGCAGGGUCUGGCAAAAC